AUGGCCCCUUCCUUUUUGAAGGACUUUAAGAGGCGCUCCAAGUCCGGCGCAAAAACAACCGACUCCAGCACAGGUGAAUCUACUGGUAGUAAUGCGAGUGGUGGGAGCGCUCCUCGAAGCAACACAUUCACUUCGAGUAAAUCGCAAAUAUCCUUGAAUUCUUCUUAUGGCGCUACAACCCCACCAACAAUGACAAAUUCACAGUCCUCAUCGAACCUCAACGGUAUGGGAGCAACUCGACCAACCGUUUCUACCACUGGAUCAAAUAGACAUAGUGUAUCUGGGAUGUCGGGCGUAGGAUCCCCUUCUUCAAAGUCGGCUUUGCCCGUCUCGCCAUAUUCGCCGCGAAUUCUAUCUAUCACUGAUAACACAUGGGUAUAUCAAAAGGUCUUAUCGAUAUAUGGCACGAUAUCUGAUCCAUCAGAAGUCCAAAUAGAUGGGACGCUCACAGUCACUCGUCUAGACGAUGGAUUUCCUCCGACAUACUGGCCAGUCUCUGAGUCUCAUUUUAAGGCACUUGUUUACCUUACCCCGGGACCUAAUAGAUUGAGAUUCGAUUUCACAUCUCCAAAACUCGCGAAUAGCAACUCUCCUAAUCCUGUACACUCCUCUUUCCUCACUCUUCACAUGCUACCUACUCUUACAAAUCCUCCACUUCAAUUGGUUAUAUUGCUUGGAAAAGAUUCACCAGGCACAUUCGAUGCUGUUCCUUCGCGCAUCGAGAGAGAAGGCAAUGGCCUGGAUACUGCUACACGAAAAUUCAGAAUGGCCGCUUAUCUGUGGCAAGCAUUCACCGCUGAGCAGAUGUACCGAAAUAAGCUUGGCAGGAGGACAUUUAGAUUCGAAGAAGAGUGGAUUACGGGCACCUCGAACUAUAGAGACCGGGAAGCUGGGACAAUGCGAAGUGAAGCCAAAAUCCAUGUCAUUCGAAGCUCUAAGACUGUUGCCGAACUUCGGCAUCUUGAUGUCGCCCAGCAGAAUGAAAAUGGUGCCCGCCGAGGCGAUCUAUUUUCCUUUGCCAGUGAAGAUGUCAAAAAUUAUUUUAAGCCCCAGCCAGGUCAGAAACAGUAUGUGACAGUUCUUCUCCUAGACGCUCAUUGGGAGAAACAGCAAAAUAUGAUCACUGGUCAUGCGGCCCUCGGAGGUGGAGGCGGCGAGCUUCAACUAGCCAUUUUUGGAAGUCAGGCAUUACAAAGUUAUCCAUCUACCCUCGAAGAAGUUGUGCCAGCAUUCUCCGAUUGUACAAUCACCGAUACUAAUUUUGUAGCCAAUGACUGUAAUGAAUCCGGCAGCAACUGGGAGGCUGCCAAUAUUGGAAUAGGUGCACACUUACAUGAAGUAGGCCAUUUGUUUGGAUGCCCCCAUCAAGAGCACGGGGUAAUGCUUCGGGACUACGUCACGUUGAACCGAUCAUUCACCACCAGAGAGCCUUAUUCAACACGCACCAGAUCGAAGGGAGGGCUGGUUUUACCAAGAGACGAAUGCACAUGGCAUAGGCUAGACACUCUACGCUUUCGAAGUCACCCAUCUUUCGCACUCCCUACAGAUCCUCCGCGAGCUAACGAUGACUCCAUACAAGUAUGGCCUGUGGAUAAUGGCAGUGUGAUAAUUACAGCGGCAUCUGGUGUAGCUUUCCUCGAGAUAUUCACGGAUGGCGAGGAUCUUUGUCACAAUUGGCAAGAGUUUGGAGAUGGGAAUGGCAAUGGACCCAUUCAACGACAAAUUACUCUUACAGAGCAAGAUCUAAGAAAUCAACUACCAGAAGACCGCCGAAAAUCGAAACUGAAGAUAUCCGUAAAGUCGUUCGCUGGUGGCAGCCAUGAUGUUGAUGACUUUACCCAACUCGUCUCAAAAGCCAGUAAGCUAAAAUUGAAGAAUGGACAGAUGGCUUUCAGGAGCAGUAAGCUGGGUGCAUCACAGAUGGACGGAACCCAGCCACAAGAAGUCGUCUUUGACAGUUCAAUUCAUCAAACGAAACUGAUGAUACAAGUGAGAGUCUGGGCGGGCUUCGCUCUCGACGGUAUAGAGUUUAUUUAUGAAGAUGCGACCUCACAACUUUUUGGCAAGAGGGGUGGAUCUUCCGCAGAUUUCAAUCUUGAUACACGUCGUGGAGAGUACAUUACUGGAUUCUACGUCAGAAGUGGGUUGUGGUUGGACGGAAUUGCAAUCAUGACUAGUUUAGGCAGGAAGUCCCAGGUUUUUGGAAACCCUGCUGGUGGUUCUGGGCAUACUUUGAUACCCCCGAGAGGAUACACUAUCGCAGGCGUUUCAGGAUCAUGUGCAUCAUGGAUUGAUGGGUUUGGUAUCAUUCUUACUCGGUAA
Messenger RNA from Botrytis sinoallii, 2322 nucleotides. RefSeq lists its product as uncharacterized. Bases 1 to 2322 code for a protein of 773 amino acids. The transcript is spliced from 6 exons. Gene Ontology annotation, cellular component: cytoplasm. Lineage: Eukaryota; Fungi; Ascomycota; Leotiomycetes; Helotiales; Sclerotiniaceae. The record is from RefSeq and is a predicted model, not a curated record.